GUGGCGGAGAGGAGGUGGAGGGGGUGGGAUUCCCGGAGGCGCCGGCGUCACCGCGGGGACUCCCUCCUCACCUCACCUCGGCGCUGGGCACUGGUGGACGCGGUCGUCGGGAGGCAGCAGAAAUAUAUUUCCCCUAAACUGGAUUAGAAUAGGAUGUGUCCUGUGGGCAUUCCAUUUGUCAAGACAGUGGUAGCAAGAAAUCUGCCUUUGCCCAUCUUCUGAGAUAUUUCAAGCUGUCCUUCUAUUCUAACCCAUCUGACACUGCUUCUUGCCCAAGAAAACAACAGCUUUCCUGGAGUAGACCCCUGGUCUCAUGAACGAUCCAACGGAUCUCGGGAAUGGCAGCAUUCUGGAGCCAGUCGUGCGGCUCAGGAAAGGAUAUGUGCCUGAUGUUGCAGGGCCAAAGAGCGAUGAUAGUAACCAAUCCAGUGAGCAGGGGCCCCUCUUAGCGGAGCUGCCUACACCGUCCGAGCAGGAAAAGAGUUCUGAUGAUACCAGGGAUAAUGACGUGGCGCAGGAAGAUGAAGGAUUUAUGGGGAUGUUACCUCUCCUCCAAGCCCACCACGCCAUGGAGAAAAUGGAAGAGUUCGUAUGUAAGGUGUGGGAGGGCAGAUGGCGUGUCAUCCCCCAUGAUGUCUUGCCUGAUUGGCUAAAGGACAACGACUACCUGUUGCAUGGACACAGACCGCCCAUGCCAUCUUUCCGGGCUUGCUUCAAAAGCAUUUUCAGGAUACACACUGAAACUGGCAACAUCUGGACACAUCUACUAGGUUGUGUGUUCUUCUUGUGUCUGGGAAUAUUCUACAUGUUCCGGCCAAACAUGUCCUUUGUAGCACCCGUGCAGGAGAAGGUGGUGGUUGGAAUGUUCUUUUUGGGAGCCAUUCUCUGCCUCUCCUUCUCGUGGCUCUUCCAUACAGUUUACUGCCAUUCAGAAGGUGUGUCGAGGCUCUUCUCCAAGUUGGACUACUCCGGCAUUGCCCUUCUCAUUAUGGGCAGCUUUGUUCCUUGGCUGUACUACUCUUUUUACUGCAACCCUCAGCCCUGUUUCAUCUACUUGAUAGUGAUCUGUGUCUUGGGCAUUGCAGCCAUUAUAGUCUCCCAGUGGGACAGAUUUGCAACCCCUCAAUACAGAGGAGUACGAGCAGGAGUGUUUCUGGGUCUGGGCCUUAGUGGGGUCAUCCCCACUCUGCACUUCGUCAUCUCAGAAGGACUCCUCAGGGCUGCCACGAUGGGGCAGAUCGGCUGGCUUGCCCUCAUGGCUUGCUUGUACAUUACUGGCGCUGCCCUGUAUGCUGCUCGCAUCCCGGAGAGGUUCUUCCCGGGCAAGUGUGACAUCUGGUUCCACUCCCACCAGCUGUUCCAUGUGUUUGUAGUGGCGGGUGCUUUUGCACACUUCCAUGGGGUUUCGAACCUUCAGGAGUUCCGCUUCACAGCUGGAGGAGGCUGCUCGGAGAAUGAGAUGCAAUGAAAGUGGCCAGACACCCAGGACUGUAACCAAAAGAGAACCGUGGGAGCAGCCAGGAGUUAGCCAGGCAGCUGGUGCGAACAUCCGUGUCCACAGCAUACCCGUGGUGGUGUGGAAGCUUCAUGGGGAUUCUGACUAAGACGCAGAAGAAAAAUUCAUACCUCAAGUAUUGGAGUGAAUCAGUUUGGAAGACCCAGAAGUUCUUAAACCCUAAAUUAUUCCUGGGAUCUACAGAUUAAGCUAAAGAAAGCCCUUUCUUAAUCAGCUUCUGUUCAAUGCCAUAUUUAUUUGUAGAAAAUAAGAGAGGUUGUCUUGGAGAGGUGGCUUGGAAAUUGUUUUCUUUUUUAAAAAAAAAUCUAGUUUAAGAUUUGUAUCUUGUUCAGGUAAGUUGAUUUUAGAUGCUCUUUUGAAAGAGAAAAAUGUAAAUAAGAUUUCUAACUUUCUGUUUAAUUGAAAAGUUUAUAUAAAUGUUUUAAAAACUGGGAGGGGGGGGAAGGGGUUUUGUAUAGAAUGCAACAUGCAAGUACCACACACUGUUUCAAUUUUGCACGAACUCUGUCCAAGUACAAGAGGGCCAAGUGAAACCCCUGGGAAGUCAAGCAUCCAGGUUCUGAGGUUCUUCCUGGUGCUGGUGUACACUGGACGUUGACCCCCCCCAUAAGCCUCAUUGUGCGCACAAAGGUUGAAAGGAUUGAAGGCUUCCAACUUAAUCAGGCUGCCAUUCAGGCCUUUGUGUGUUCAGAUAGUCAAGGGAGAAGGGGCUGUCUGUAGGUGAGUGCUGCCCUUCUAGGCAUUGUGUCCCUCUAUUGAUACUUCCCAAUGGCUUUGUUGCACCAGCCUUCUGGAAUUUGGUGGCUUUAAAGGUACAAUAUAGCACAUCCCUUGACCUCUGAGGUCUCCUGUCAAGAAUUCUGCCAUUUUAUGAGGUCUGCCAUCCCCUUUAUCCAAGUGCACUUGGUAGUGUUGGGCACCUCUUGUUUUGUGGGUGAGCCAGGGAAUUGGAGCAAACACAUUAGGAGGAGGAGGUUAGUGGGAGUGGUGGGCACAGCGCUAUCUUUGAGGGAAGGAGAUUGGCAGUCUGCUUUGCUGACCCAUUCUGGAUUAUUUAGGGUGCUGCUGGACCACAGGAAUUCAAAGGUUGCCUGUAUUAAAUCGGCUAAGCUGCAAUGUAACACUGCCAUUUCUUCAGUUUUCCUUCUGGUACCUAAGGUAAUAUUGAAAACUGCAAAACACAACUUGCGGAUUAUACUUUGGAUUUGUGAUAGCGUUUCCUCUCCUUAUAAUAGUGUUUGGACCCAAGGAAGCUGGUCAGAUUUUAUCUCUGCCCUGGGGCAUUGAUUUUCUUCAUUUCCCAUGCACUGUUUUCAUAACUCGUUGCCCCAGAUAGCUCAACAGAACGGGAUAGCGGUACAUUCAGAGAAGGGAUGAAGGUCCAUGAAGCAGAACAGUUCGGGAAGGUGUAGCCACUGCUUCUUGUGGCGAAGGAAUGGCGUCGUAUGACAGAUUUGGAAGGAAACAUUUGGCAAAUUGUCUUUAUGCAAAUAACUUUCCAAGGGCAGUUAUUUUCAUCUCUAGAAUAAACAGAGGUUCUACUAUGUUUUUGCCAGCUUUCCUCCUCCUCUUUUUAAAGGGAUUGACUACUUCACCUUUCCCCCCGAAAACAGAAUCAGAAGUGUUAGACCUACAAGAGGUGCUUAACUGGUGCUUGUAGGCAGCUUAGGGAGGUUUUUUUGUUUGUUUUGAAUUGGAUCACAACACUGAAUGCAGCUAGGCAAGAUUGGCAGCCUAAUGUUUGUUGGUGUUUUGAUCCCAAGCCUAAGUCAACAGUAUUAACUUGAAUCCCUUGAACUCACCGGGAAGUCCGAUGCUGCUUUUGAAACCUCCUCACUGGUGUACGUAGCCACCUGGCCGAAGGGUGGCUUUCUGAACGAGGACAAGUGGCCGUGCAUAUCAGACCCAGACCUACCUGUGUGACAAGCACUUUUGUAUCGGUACCAGCAGAAGCCACAUCUCCCUCUUCUGGAUCAUCCUGUGCUUGCUUUCCAGAUAGGGGCUUUUGCAUCCUGGUCUGACCCGGCAUAGAAUCUGCAUAGAAACGCAGCACUCCACUUGCUGUUCUUAACCCCUCUUGGUCUCUGUUUUAAGACAUCUUGUUUCCCAAUAAGAAACUGCUUAGCUGUGCACUUUUUCUGUGGUGCUUGCUGAGACUUCUUCCCAGGUUGGCACCUGAUGCCUUACUCUCAGCAGUCGGAGGUUUGCUCGCUUCCUCUUUCUCUGUGCGUGCAGGUUUUCAGCAUAGUAUAGUUAGAUUCUGCAGCUUCUCUCUUUCUUUCUUUCUUUCUCCCAUUAACUAGUGGCCUUGUUCAGUUUUUUUUUAAAUGCUUACUGUUGGAGGCAACAAAGCACAUCUUGGACUUUGAAGAUGGGGUCUCUGGGCAGUGGGAUCUCAUUACUUGUUGUAUUCUGAACUUCUAAUAAAAACAAAAUACCAUGCA
Sphaerodactylus townsendi is the source of this 3960-nucleotide messenger RNA. RefSeq names its product adiponectin receptor 2 (gene ADIPOR2). Bases 314 to 1468 code for a protein of 384 amino acids. Lineage: Eukaryota; Metazoa; Chordata; Lepidosauria; Squamata; Sphaerodactylidae. Gene Ontology annotation, biological process: adiponectin-activated signaling pathway. The transcript has 9 exons. Gene Ontology annotation, molecular function: signaling receptor activity. The record is from RefSeq and is a predicted model, not a curated record. Gene Ontology annotation, cellular component: plasma membrane.